Aspergillus welwitschiae is the source of this 1149-nucleotide messenger RNA. RefSeq names its product Diaminopimelate epimerase-like protein. Bases 1 to 1149 code for a protein of 382 amino acids. The record is from RefSeq and is a predicted model, not a curated record. The transcript has 2 exons. NCBI's taxonomy places the organism in Eukaryota, Fungi, Ascomycota, Eurotiomycetes, Eurotiales, Aspergillaceae. Gene Ontology annotation, molecular function: hydro-lyase activity.
AUGUGGAAUGAGAUUAGGGGUAACGCAAGACAUAAGCUUUCCUCUCUUGGCGGCAAAACCUUACUCGACAAACGCGACCAAGCACAAACCGAAUACGACCACAUCCGCAAGCGCCUCAUGCUCGAGCCCCGCGGCCACGAUGACAUGUACGGAGCGAUCAUCGUCCCCGAAACGGAGCUCGUCGAGUCCGGCCACGCGCACAUCGGAGUUCUGUUCACUCAUAACGGAGGGUUUUCGACCAUGUGCGGACAUGCUACUAUCGCGCUGGAACGGUCCCUUGUGGACACGCAUGAUCUGAGUGUGUUUCCGAGGCGGGGCGACUUGGUAUUUGAUGAUGUUGAGAAGACGGUGGCGCUAAAUAUCCAUGCGCCGUGUGGGCUUGCUCGGGUGACAGUGCCUGCGACGGAGGAUGGGAGGAAAUCGGAUCCUUCUCGGCCAGUGGCGUUUCUGUCUACACCGGCGUAUGCGGCGGGCAUCGAUCUCGAUAUUGAGAUUCCGGCGGAAAUUAGGUGGCCGGAACUGGGUGAGCGGGAAACUAUCAAGGUGGAUAUUUCAUAUGGAGGGACGUUCUAUGUUCUUGUAAACGCGGAGGAGUUGGGAUUUGAGAAAGGGCUAGAAAGUGUGGACCUGAUAUCUGUGGCGCAUGCAGUAGGAAAGUUGAAGCCGUACUUGUCGAGGCAUCGUGAUGUGGUUGAAGCGUUACAGAAUGCCGAGGACAGGAGGCUGUCGUUCUUGUAUUCCGUCAUGGUUACUGAUCAGGCUGUGGGAUCGAGGCCUGAUGGUGUUGAUGGCGCAGAGACGGGAUUGUGUUUAUUUGCGGACAACCAGAUUGAUAGGUCGCCCACUGGGUCGUGUGUCACGGCGCGGAUGGCGUUGGCGCACGCGAAGGGGGUGAGGCCGGUAGAUCAGCGCUGGGCGUACAAUUCUCUGGUUUCCAACUUUUUCGACAACGGCGCUUUUGUGGCUACUAUUGUCGAUAAAGACGCUACGGUGAGGAAGCAUGAUGGCGGUGUUCAGUCGGCUGUUGUGGUGCGCGUUGAGGGGUUCGCUUAUUAUACUGGAUCAUGCAAUUUCAUUGUCGAGGGGGGUGAUCUUACAAGUGAGGCUGCGUUUCGUAUGAAAACUGUUGCGAAGGGGAAGUCUGCAUGA